Messenger RNA from Diachasma alloeum, 1869 nucleotides. RefSeq names its product paired box protein Pax-8 (gene sv). The record is from RefSeq and is a predicted model, not a curated record. The transcript has 11 exons. Gene Ontology annotation, molecular function: DNA-binding transcription factor activity, RNA polymerase II-specific; RNA polymerase II cis-regulatory region sequence-specific DNA binding. Lineage: Eukaryota; Metazoa; Arthropoda; Insecta; Hymenoptera; Braconidae. Gene Ontology annotation, biological process: regulation of transcription by RNA polymerase II; anatomical structure development. The coding region runs from base 1 to 1869 and encodes 622 amino acids.
AUGAUCAGCAUGGAGUUAUCAGCCCACACGACGCAGCACGGCGCACUACAUCUUGGCGUCGGUGUCAACCCGGGAGAUCCCGCAGGUAGCGCGUUGGCCGCAAUUCAUUCUCACCAUCAAGACUCAUUGGGAAUGAGCCACCAACAUCAUAGCCACAGCGGCAUCGGGAACGGAGGUAUGCAUGAGGAGUCCAAGAAAAAACAUGACGGCAGUCACGGUGCCAAUGGCCAGGAUGGUCAUGGUGGAGUGAAUCAACUCGGUGGUGUCUUUGUGAACGGAAGACCGCUACCGGAUGUAGUGAGGCAGAGGAUUGUCGAGUUGGCGCACAGUGGCGUCCGACCGUGUGACAUUUCCAGGCAGCUCAGGGUAUCUCACGGCUGUGUAUCCAAGAUCCUGUCGAGGUAUUACGAAACGGGGAGUUUCAAAGCCGGAGUUAUAGGUGGAUCAAAGCCAAAAGUGGCAACACCACCAGUAGUAGAUGCAAUAGCUAAUUACAAAAGAGACAAUCCCACGAUGUUUGCAUGGGAGAUAAGAGAUAGAUUGUUGGCAGAAAACAUAUGUUCUCAGGACAACGUGCCAUCAGUCUCAUCGAUAAAUCGCAUUGUAAGGAAUAAGGCAGCAGAAAAAGCGAAGCACGCCCAUCAACAGCAACAGGCACAGCAGCAGGGUCAACAACAGGGUCAACCAGGUUCAGGUGGUUCGGUAUCAGUGAUAGCGCAUGCACCAGCUACAGCAACUGGAAUUCCAACAAAUGCGACUGCACCAAAUGCCUACAGUAUUAGUGGUAUUCUCGGUAUUCCCCCACACCAUCAAGAUCCUAAUGGCAAUAGUAUCAAACGAAAACGCACUGAUGAUGAUGACAAUAGAGAUCUGAGCGAUCAUGCCGAGGAUGACCUCAAAAGACAACGGAGUAAUUACAAUGGAGAUCAACUUUAUUCCAACUUAUGGUCAAACAAAGGGUGGAGUAUCAAGGAUGAGCAUAGUAAGUUGAUGAAUGAACUUGGUGGAGGUGGUGGCGGCGGUGGUGGUGGAGCUGGAAAUAAUAAUACACAAGGUGCCAACGGUGCCAGUGGAAAUACCGGCGGUUACUACGAACACGGUGGAUUCCCCGGGAAUGCCAUUGCUACUUCGGCUGAGCUGUAUGACUCCCUGGGAACCAUCAGUACUAUGACGCAAGCGCCAACAUCCCACCUUUACUCUCCACCCAUAGGGGGCACCAUAGGUGGAACAUUGACGCCGCUUGCACCAUUGUCGAUGCAAGAACUAAAACUGAGCCAAACACUGGAUGGGGCUAAUAUGUCCCCUUAUCACACAAGCGAGGCCAGUACCGUCGCAGUUUCAUAUGUCGGUGUGGGAGGGGGUGGGGGCGAACAGAGUCCUCCUGUUUCCAUUCACAAUGAGGGUAAUGCCACCCCCGCGGCCACCAAUACACCAGGAGGUGAUCAGGGUUUAACGGUUCUUCAAUCACCAGUGUCGCAGUCACAGGUUGCCUCAACAAUACCACCGUAUUCAACCAUGUUGCCGAGUUUUGGACACUAUGCGACAGGUAGUGGAGAUUAUGCCUACAGUGCAGCGUAUUCUCAAUACUCAAGUGCACCAUACAGUGGAUACGGUUAUGGGACAGCGACAAGCGGGUUGCUCAACUCGACGUAUUACUAUUGCAACGGGGAUACGCUGGCGUCUUCCCAUAAUAAUUCACAGCAGGGUGGAUGUAACAACGGUGGACCGGAGAGUAGUGCGGACGUGGCGAGUCGUUCACCAUUGGCUGCAACGAGAGCAAGUAGUGGUGCUAGUGCUGCAUCACCAACCGGAAGUGCCUGCACAAAACCGGAUCACACCAACACCCCCACAGACCUGUACCUGGCUUAA